Corticium candelabrum is the source of this 789-nucleotide messenger RNA. RefSeq lists its product as uncharacterized. The record is from RefSeq and is a predicted model, not a curated record. Lineage: Eukaryota; Metazoa; Porifera; Homoscleromorpha; Homosclerophorida; Plakinidae. The transcript has a single exon. Bases 1 to 789 code for a protein of 262 amino acids. Gene Ontology annotation, molecular function: nucleic acid binding.
AUGGCUCCGGAGAGACUCUGGCUGGAUGAAGAAAGACGCGGUUGGUGGAAAAGACCUUCAGGAAAGUGUCAACGCCUUAUCAUACUUCACGCAGGAGGUGAAACGGGGUGGACUCCCAAUGCAGACUUGGUUUUCAGAUCAAGAAAGAACAGCACAGACUACCACGACGAAAUGAACUCAGAGCAUUUCUUGGAGUGGUUCCAGAACCUGUUAGUCAAUGUACAGCCAGGCUCCGUUAUCGUGCUUGAUAACGCCCCUUACCACAACUCUGUAGUAGAAAAGGUUCCGACAGAAUCAAGCAGAAAAAAAGAAAUGCAAGAGUGGCUUACAAGAAAGCGAAUUCCUUUUAGUGACAGAGACCUGAAGAAGGAUUUGUUUGCAAAAAUCCAAUUGACGGUGCCAAACAGGAAGUUGUACGCUACCUACGAAGUUGCCAAGGCAUGCGGCCUCAUUGUCCUCCGAUCUCCUGUCGCACAUUGUGAACUUAACCCCAUACAGCUGGUCUGGGCUGAUGUCAAACGAUAUCUCAAAGUCCACACCAAAACGUUCAAGCUUGCAGACCUCGAGCAAUUGGUUCCAAAUGCAUUCCAAUCCGUCACACCCGAGAUGUGGGCCAAACACUGCCAGCAUGUGCAGAAAGAGGAAGAGCGCUUCUGGGAGAAGUAUGGACUCCAAGAAGAGAGCGUGGAGGAAUUUAUCAUGAACGUUUGUAGCAAGCCCGUAGUCAGAAGAUCCCAGACAAGUCUCACUACCGUGGGCGGUACACGUAAUGUUCUUCUACACGUCUGA